Megalops cyprinoides (Indo-Pacific tarpon) is the source of this 1461-nucleotide messenger RNA. RefSeq names its product zinc finger protein 395b (gene znf395b). The record is from RefSeq and is a predicted model, not a curated record. The transcript has 10 exons. Gene Ontology annotation, cellular component: nucleus. Bases 100 to 1431 code for a protein of 443 amino acids. Gene Ontology annotation, molecular function: DNA-binding transcription factor activity; RNA polymerase II cis-regulatory region sequence-specific DNA binding. Gene Ontology annotation, biological process: regulation of transcription by RNA polymerase II. Lineage: Eukaryota; Metazoa; Chordata; Actinopteri; Elopiformes; Megalopidae.
AUCCAGUUCUGAAGGGGGUGUGUUGAAGAUUGGCAAGCUCUGUCCUUCCUGAGAUAACGUUCAGCCCUGCACCGUGUGUUCCGGAGCAGACAGGAAGUGAUGUCGGCAGUGCACAAGAGCAGACUGGGGAAGCGCUCUCCAAUGGGGGCGCUGGUGUGUGCCGCGGAUGGCUUUGUGGAGCCGGGGCACCCGGGGACGGAGGCUGGUGACGGUGUGGGGGGUCCCAUGAUCGGGCUCGGGUGCCGGGUCAAACUGUACCCAGGACCGAGGGUGUACAUCAACUGCUGUGGACAGGAACGGGCGGGUGUUGCCGAGCAACAUAACAAUGCGGACGGCGAGGUGUCCAUCUUCCUGCCGCAGCAGGGUCAUCACGCUGUAGGCAGCUUCGAGGAGGUCUGGACCACGCCCACCCGUCCGCCCCAAACCAGUCCCCUGCCCCGCCCAGUGUCCUCCAACGUCAGCAUGCCCAACGGUUACAGCAGCCCUGAGUCGGUGGACAUGGAUGAGAUCAUGGCUGCAAUGGUCCUCACCAGCCUCUCCUGCAGUCCAGUGGUCCAGAGCCCCCCUCAGAGGGACCCCACCGCAGCCUCCUGCGAGAUGGAGUGUGGCGGGGGCGAGCUGUCCGACAGCGGCAGCAGCGGCUACUGGAGCUGGGACCGCGGCAACGGAAGCCCCGCCCCUUCCCCGUCCAUCCCUGAAACAGACAGCUGCCUGGCCCCCGCAGUGGACGAGGGCCUCGACAUGGAGCUGGAGCAGGUCCUCUUUGACGAGCCAGCAAGCAGGAAACCUAAGAGCUCAGGCAGGCUGGCGUACAGGUGCCUGUGGCCAAGCUGCGGCAAGGUGCUGACCUCCGUGGUGGGGAUGAAGAGGCACAUUCGGACGCUGCACCUGGGACACAGCAGUGAAUCAGAGCAGUCCAGGAGAGAGGAGGACUUCUACUACACAGAGAUCCACCGUGAACUGGACUCAGCGCCCGCCUCCGCGGCCCCAGCCAUGCCCUGCGCCUCUCCUCCCAACCCCCCCACUGACCCAGGAUCAGCCACGCCCCCACCCAGCCUGCUCAGUCAGUCUGCCCCGGACAGGUGCUGGCAGGUCCGCUCUGAGCACCUGUACCAGACCAGCGCCCCCAUGCAGGUGACAGGGUCCCCCAGCGCCUCGUGCCGGUGGACUCCCUCUGUCAGCGUCCUCCCCAGCCCGCAGACCGCCCCGUUCCGAAGCCGCUCCGUCAGCGUCGGCGAGCAGUGGAUCCAGCAGCAGAGCGCCUCCCUCAGGCCGCACCCCGCCAGUCGGUCCCCACCGCGCGGGCACUGCACCUCCAGGAGGGUCAGAGGGGAGGCCAAGAAGUGCCGCAAGGUGUACGGCAUCGAGCGGCGGGACCAGUGGUGCACGGCUUGCCGCUGGAAGAAGGCCUGCCAGCGCUUCGUGGACUGAGGGCUGGAGACAGGAGGCCCCAGAGUUCAG